UAGGAUAUGACAAAAACACCCUCAAAUCAUUGUAGUCAGAGUGUGUGUUUUCAGAUAAGGUACAGAUAAGAAACCACCUCUAGAAAUCGAGCAAUAGAUCUCAUUCGCUCAACUCGUGCGUCCCACUGAUUCCAACAUAAUGUCCCAGAACUCUCCACGUGGCGUUCAUUACAAGAUAUUGAAGGUACUGUUGUCCUUAGAGAAUCAUUAUCUCCCCCUCGCUGUAAUGUAAUGUAAUCCACUCUUUAUGCUAAUUAUUCCUGUCGCUUUCUGUCUGUAUAGUGUAUACCCCAAAAAAAAGAAGUUCUCUCUCUCUCACUCACUCAUCUUCGUCUCUGUUUCUUUCAUGUUUUUUAUGAGUGAGUCUUCUCAACAAAUCUUCUGGUCUCUUUGGUUUUUAUCUUAGAGUGAGAGAAACAAGAUAGAGUGGAGAGAGAGAGAGAGAUACAGUUGUGUUGGGCGUGGAACUUGGACUUCCACAGAUCAGGUAUCCAUCUUCUCUUUCAACUUCUGAUUCGUCCAGAAGCUUUCCUAAUCUGAGAUCUGACAUGGAACACCAGGGUUGGAGUUUUGAGGAUAAUUAUAGUUUGUCCAAUAAUAGAAGAUCCAUAAGUCUAUGCAUGUUGUCUGUAUUUCUGACUAGGCCACAAGAUGAACUAGUGGAGUUGUUAUGGCGAGAUGGGAAAGUGGUUUUGCAGAGCCAAACUCAUAGGGACCAAACCCAGACCCAGAAGCAAGAUCAUCAUGAAGGAGCCCUAAGAUCCAACACUUUUCUUGAAGAUCAAGAAACUGUCUCUUGGAUCCAGUACCCUCCGGAUGAAGACCCAUUCGAAACAGACGACUUCUCCUCCCAUUUCUUCUCAACCGUAGACUCCAUCCAGAGACAAACCUCAGAGACGGUUAAGCCCAAGCCCGUUCCUGACCCUCCUCAAGUCAUGGCUAAGACUAAGGCCGGUUCUGACCAUCCUCAAGUCAUGCCUCCUCCUAAGUUUAGGUUAACUGAUUCAUCAUCAGGAAACAUGGAACUAGGAAAGGAACAGUACUCUGUGACGACCGUUGGACUUAGCCAUUGCGGGAGUAACCCAUCCCAGAGCGAUCUCGAUGUCUCAAUGAGUCAUGCUCGGAGCAAAAACAUAAAAGAAAAGCUUUAUCCGAACGCAAGUUCCUCAUCAGGUGGCUCCUCUGGUUGCAGCUUUGGCAAAGAUAUCAAAGAAAUGGCUAGUGGAGGAAGCAUAACAACAGACCGUAAGAGAAAACACAUAAUGGACACUGAUGAAUCUGUGUCUCAAUCAGAUGCAACCGGUAACAAGUCGAACCAACGAUCAGGAUCAACACGAAGGAGUCGAGCAGCUGAAGUUCAUAAUCUCUCCGAAAGGAGGAGGAGAGAUAGGAUCAAUGAGAGAAUGAAGGCUUUGCAAGAACUUAUACCUCACUGCAGUAAAACUGAUAAAGCUUCGAUUUUGGACGAAGCCAUAGAUUAUUUGAAAUCACUUCAGUUACAGCUUCAAGUGAUGUGGAUGGGGAGUGGAAUGACGGCGGCUCCGAUGAUGUUCCCCGGAGUACAGCCUCCGCCGUUCAUACGUCAGAUGCAGAUCCCCGUACCGUUACCUCGAUUUCCGGUUCUGGGUAGGCCUGCAAUUCAGAACAAUCCCGGUUUAGAUAGUCAGAACCCGGUACAAAACCAGGUCUUCUCUGACCGGUUUGCUAAGUACAUCGGUGGCUUCCCACAGAUUCAACAGAUGCAGGCCGCGUCUCAGGCGAUGGAGAUGAUGAGAUUUGGGUCGCCGGCGGGACAGCAAAGUCAACAACCGUCUGCGCCGACCAAGACCACCGAAGGUCCUCGUUUGGACCACUAGGGUUUGAAGUGUCACUUCUUCCUUCUAUUUUUUUUUUGGGUAUGUUUGCUUAUAACUUUCUGAACAUAAAAUUAAAACGUUCUAAGAGAUGUAAUAUUAUAGAGUACAACAACGUACGUACAACCUCUUUUACGUUAUUUUCUGUAUAUGCGAGUUUUACAAUAUGUCAAAGUGAUAUGAGAUUUUUGUAAAGGGAUGUGAGGAUUUUGUAAUUGUGGAAACUUUGGAAUGAG
Molecule: messenger RNA, 2089 nt
Organism: Capsella rubella
Lineage: Eukaryota; Viridiplantae; Streptophyta; Magnoliopsida; Brassicales; Brassicaceae
Product: transcription factor PIF4
Exons: 7
Coding region: 549-1856 (435 amino acids)
Cellular component (GO): nucleus
Molecular function (GO): protein dimerization activity
Source: RefSeq, a predicted model, not a curated record